This is a messenger RNA of Protopterus annectens (West African lungfish), 4639 nucleotides long. It is a transcript of the gene STAT1, whose product is annotated as signal transducer and activator of transcription 1. The transcript is spliced from 25 exons. Gene Ontology annotation, biological process: defense response; type I interferon-mediated signaling pathway; regulation of cell population proliferation. The record is from RefSeq and is a predicted model, not a curated record. NCBI's taxonomy places the organism in Eukaryota, Metazoa, Chordata, Ceratodontiformes, Protopteridae. Gene Ontology annotation, molecular function: DNA-binding transcription factor activity, RNA polymerase II-specific; RNA polymerase II cis-regulatory region sequence-specific DNA binding. Bases 340 to 2607 code for a protein of 755 amino acids.
UGUGACAGGCGUAGAGUUCAGUUUCGAUUUCUCGUUACUCGUAUUCUGUAACUGGAAAAUGAAAUAGGUAUUUGAAGGGGCUUUAUCGAGCGAGUCAAGUGACUACAAAGCCUCAGGACGAGUCCUGCCACUUCCAACUGUCCUAGCCUCCAUGACAAGUCCUGCUGCUCCCAACUGUCCUGACCUCAUGAUUCCUGCUGCUCCCAACUGUCUUGGCUUCACGAUUCCUGCUGCUUCCAACUGUCCUGGCCUCAUGACAAGUCCUGCUGCUCCUAGUUGCUUUUGCCUAACAUCCUGCUAGUUUCAUCCUCAUUGUACUACUUGGUCCUACCUGCUGGAAUGUCUCAGUGGUAUCAGCUACAGCAGCUAGACUCCAAGUUUUUGGAACAGGUUCACCAGCUGUAUGAUGAUAGCUUCCCAAUGGAAAUUCGACAGUAUCUGGCACAGUGGCUAGAGAAUCAGGAUUGGGACCAUGCUGCAGCUAAUGAUUCAUUUGCCACCUUGUUGUUCCAUGGACUGUUGACUCAGCUGGAUGAUCAGUACAGUCGUUUUGCACAGGAAAACAACUUUCUGUUACAGCAUAACAUAAGAAAAAGUAAACGUAAUCUUCAGGAUCAUUUUCAAGAAGACCCUGUACAAAUGGCCAUGAUUAUUAGUAAUUGUCUUAAAGAAGAGCAGAAAAUACUGACAUCUGCGCAAACUUUAGAUCAGAAUGAAGUCAGCAGCACACAGAACAACUUGAUUCUGGGCAGGCAGAAGGAAAUGAAUGAGAAAGUCAAGAAAGUAAAGAAUAAAGUCCAGGAUGUUGAACAGGAUAUAAAAACACUUGAGGACAUACAGGAUGAAUAUGAUUUUAAAUGCAAGACUCUGCAGAGCAGAGUAGAGCAUGAACCAAGUGGCAAGGCCCUGAAAGAAGUGAAGCAGGAGCAGAUGAUUAUUCAAAACAUGUUUCUCACACUACAGUUGAGAAGGAAGGAAGUUGUGACUAAAAUUGCUGACCUUCUAAACAUUACUGAGCAGACUCAGGUUGCUCUGAUCACUGAAGAACUAGUGGACUGGAAACGGAGACAGCAGAUUGCCUGCAUUGGUGGGCCUCCUAAUGCAUGUCUUGACCAGCUACAAAACUGGUUUACAGUAAUUGCAGAAAGUCUGCAGCAAGUCCGGCAACAAAUAAAGAAGCUGGAAGAAUUGGAACAAAAGCUAACAUAUAGUCAAGAUCCUGUCACACAGCAUAAAUGCUUUCUCCGGGAAAGAACUAAUACCCUUUUCAAACAGCUCAUUCAGAGCUCAUUUGUGGUGGAAAGACAGCCCUGUAUGCCAACUCACCCACAGAGGCCACUGGUGUUGAAAACUGGAGUCCAGUUCACAGUGAAACUCAGAUUGCUGGUGAAACUUCAAGAGCUGAAUUAUCAGUUACAAGUGAAAGCUUUAUUUGAUAAGGAUGUCAAUGAGAAAAAUACAGUUAAAGGAUUCCGAAAAUUUAAUAUAUUGGGAACAAACACCAAAGUGAUGAACAUGGAGGAGUCCACCAAUGGAAGUCUGGCAGCUGAGUUUCGACACUUGCAACUGAAAGAACAGAAAAAUGCUGGCAGUCGAACCAAUGAGGGUCCUCUUAUUGUCACCGAAGAACUCCACUCACUCAGCUUUGUAACAGAGUUAUGUCAGCCUAACUUGGUGAUAGACAUAGAGACCACGUCUCUUCCAAUAGUGGUAAUCUCGAAUGUUAGCCAGCUUCCCAGUGGCUGGGCCUCCAUUUUGUGGUAUAACAUGCUGACUAAUGAGCCCAAGAACUUAUCCUUCUUCCUAAACCCUCCAACUGCAAGAUGGACUCAGCUUUCGGAUGUGUUGAGUUGGCAGUUCUCCUCUGUAACCAAGCGUGGCCUUAGUACUGACCAGUUGAACAUGCUGGGAGAGAAAUUACUCAGUCAAAGUGCUGCAAAUGUUGAUGGUCCUAUCCCCUGGACAAGAUUUUGCAAGGAGAAUUUAAAUGAUAAGAGCUUUUCCUUCUGGUUGUGGAUCGAGGGUAUUUUGGAGCUGAUUAAAAAGUAUCUUUUGUCACUGUGGAAUGAUGGGUGGGUCAUGGGCUUUGUAAGUAAAGACAAAGAACGAACUUUAUUGAAAGAUCAGACACCUGGAACUUUCCUGUUGAGGUUUAGUGAAAGUAGCAGAGAAGGAGCUAUCACUUUCACUUGGGUGGAAAGGUCACAAAAUGAUGAACCGCAGUUUCAUGCAGUAGAACCAUAUACAAAGAAAGAGCUCUCUGCUGUUACAUUCCCUGAUAUCAUACGCAACUAUAAAGUUAUGGCAGCUGAAAACAUACCUGAGAACCCACUCAAAUUCCUGUUCCCAGAUAUACCUAAAGAUCAUGCUUUUGGAAAAUACUAUUCUAGACCAAAAGAACCAUCAGAACCCAUGGAUGUGGAUGAUUCUAAAACGGGAGGCUAUAUCAAGACUGAAUUAAUCUCUGUGUCAGAAGUUCACCCGUCAAGACUACAGGCACCAGAAAACCUUCUACCUAUGUCUCCCGAAGAGUAUGCUGAGGUGACACGAGCAUUAAGUCCUGCAGAAAUAGAUAGCAUGCUGAACACUGCUGCUUAUUCAUCUUAAUGCUAAAUGAGCCCUGUGGACUGUCAUUAUCGUCAUCAUUUGUGUUGUUUUUGCCAGCUCUAAAUCUGAAGUUUUAAUCUUGUACAGUUUCUUGAGGAGAAUAGAUUGCAAGAAAUGUCUAUACUUCAGCAUCUGAUAAGGAGUAAAUGGGGUUUGGUUCAUAAGAAUGUUACUCAUCUGGGUUUGGUUUGGUUUUCAGAGGAGUACAUAAAGCAGCAUUUGUGAAUCGAAUGUCAAGUGCCUCCUUUUUUUCCCAGCAUAAAUGAAGCACCUGAUACUUCAGAAAUCAACAGCCCUGGUGUCUGUUUCCGAUUUUUCUGGUUUCACUUUGAGGAGAUUGGCAAUGGCAGUCUGAUGAUGGUGAAACAAAUCACUGUUGUCAUUCAAAUGCAAAGGAUUGGGCCCACUAGGAUGAACUGCACUCCCAAGAAUGCAUGAUAUUUAAUUGCAUUUCUCAGUGCCCUUUGAAGAACAAGUAUUGUCUGGCACAUUGCAGUCUGUGAGGUUUUCUGAAUGAGAAUUACUAGACGUGUUCCAUCCUUCCUCAAAACAAAAUAAAACAUAACCUGUCUGAGGUGACUCUACCUGUCAUGGCAAUCACCCCAACAAAGCAAAAUCCAGUGCAGCUGGAUUGCCGUGUGAAAUAAAAAGACUGUUUGUUUGCCAGUGUUCCUUUCUAUAUUAUAGCACUUUAGUAUCUGCUGCAAAUUUAUGUUGUUUAGAUUACACUGUGUAUUGGUUUUAUUGUACUUGCUUUGCUCAGUGUUUGAAAAGCUGCAUGUCUGGCUGUUAAAAUAAGUUUUAUUUUGUAGAAUUUUAGUUUACGUUGUUCUGUGCAUUAUAGUGAGCAAUCAGCUUUGUCAGUAAAAGUAAUCUCCUUUCUUUCACUGAUUUGUAGAUAUGUUACCCAUAAUUCAAAUUUGGAGGAUUGUUUUAUGCCAAAAUAAAAAUACUGGGAAAAGAUUUUCAACUGUUUUUUUUUUUUUUUUUUUUUAAAUCUUUUUCAACAAUUGGAUACAUUCCUGAACCACAAUAAGCUGGCCUAGCAUAAAAUAGCACAACUGCGGCAAUGCUGCCUGCAGUAGAGAUUAUAAACCUUUACACCAGGUAGUAGGGUUGCCAACUUAGGAAUUUGCCAUUCCUGAAUGCUUGACAGCAGUCGUCUUCAAUUUGUCAUGAUGACCAGUCAGGUUGUCAUACUGAACCCCACAGAUUGUUUAUGCUCAUUAAAACAGAAGGUACUGAAAUACUGAAUGAAUAGGACAUCAGACAGUUUUGACAUCUUUGACAGUUUGACCUAGUGCUGUUGAUAAAAGAAUAGUCAAAUAUAACACAAAAUGGCAAUUGUGCAUUAAUAGUAUAACAAAAACAUAUUACUUAAAUUUUACGUUGUGCAGGUUACAGGCUUACAGCAGUUCUUGACUUGUCAACACAAAUGAUUAACCCAAAUUGUGUUGAAUACCAUCAGUUACCAGUAAAUGAUUCAAAUUCAACAUCCAGUGUUCAUGCAGAUACAUAAUCAUUAAUCACUGUUGUUUAAAUUUUUAUUUUUAUGAGAAGAGCCAGUUUUCAGUAGCCAACAAUCACUGCAAAUAAAUACACAGAAAUCACUGCAUGACAUGCUGAAAUUUAUCUUCACCAUUAGCUGUGUUUUCACCAAGUCUGUGUUUAGUCUGUUUCUGCUGUCAGACUCUGUGUUUAGUCUAUUUUUGCUGUCAGACCAAAGUUCAUUCAUUAUGCUGAAAAUUCUCUUGCAGAAAGCAUUUGAGACCGGGAUUGACAGAAGCUAUGAAAUAGUAUGAAGCACAUGAAUGUCAUUUGGAGACAAUACACUAAAAAACUGUACCCACCUAUCACCAACCUGUGUUGUUGACUGUACAGUGUAAAUUCUAACUUUUUGAAAAAUGCAGAAUUCUUUAUACAGCUUGUCAGUAUCAACAGUUAUGCCUUUAAUAUGUUCAAGUGUUGUCAACAUAUCCUGCCAUUGGAUGUCAUUGUCUAAUGUGAGAACAAUAAAAUGCUUGAAAACAGA